UCCAGUUUUCAGUGUUCCUCUCCGCAGUGUUUUCAGAGCCGUUUCUACUCAGGACAAAGUUUUCAGUCGUUUCUGAAAACUGAUUAACUUUUUAAACUGUGCUGUUGAACGACCCCCCCCCCCCCCGUGGGAGGAUUUCCUUUAAAAAGCUUUUAUUUUGGAACCAGCCGGAGACAACUGAUGACUUUCUCCGAGAUGGACUAACUGAGUUCUUUUGCUGUUUUUUUGGUUUGAAAGGCUUCUUCAGAGUACAGAGCGCAGGAGCUGAUCCAACUACUGCUGAAGGUGAAUGCUGACAAAUACUCCUGCACCUUUGCCUGCUCUUGGUGAAAAGUAACUAAGUACUGAGUACAAACUUGAGCUGCAGACAUGCUUUCUCUGGAUGAACCUCUGGAUCUGAAGCUGCCCUCGGGACGGACAGACGGACGCGUCACGUUAGGAAAGAGAGCGUAUCCCUCCACCAUCAGCAGACCCCGCCUGCUGAGUUCCAGCUUCCCAUCGCCACCCUCCUCCCCAGAGUCGCAGUUCUCCCCUCAGGAUGGACCCGGGUCCUGCUGCAGUCCUCCAGCCGUGGACCUCCGCCUUGCCCCCCCCUCUCCUUCAUCCCCCUCCUCCCUGGACUCCCCACACAGCAGUCCCCGGCCUCACGUUUUCUCUCAGGAGUCCUCCCGUCCUCGGGGUGUGGAGGUAGGUGCUUUCCCUUUCUUCCUCCCCGUUGGGACCCCCCCCCGGUUCAGCUUCCCCUCCUCGGUGCUCAGGGGUCCAACCAGAGAGAAGCUUCCGGAAACAUCCCAGGACAGUCAGCUGACCUGCAGGUGGAGGAAGUGCCGCCUGCUGUUCGCCUCACUGCAGGAGCUGGUCGACCACAUCAACGACUUCCACGUGAAACCUGAAAAGGAUUGUGGGUACUGCUGCCAGUGGGAGGGCUGCCAGCGUAACGGAAGGGGCUUCAACGCCAGGUAUAAAAUGCUGAUUCAUAUCCGCACACACACCAAUGAGAAGCCACACCACUGUCCCACCUGCAACAAGAGCUUUUCACGCCUGGAGAACCUGAAGAUACACACCCGCUCACACACAGGAGAGAAGCCCUACCUGUGUCCGUAUGAAGGCUGCAGCAAGCGCUACUCUAACUCCAGCGACCGCUUCAAGCACACCCGGACUCACUACGUGGACAAACCGUACGGCUGCAAGAUGUCCGGCUGCCUGAAGCGCUACACCGACCCCAGCUCGCUGCGCAAGCACAUCAAGGCCCACGGGCACUUUGUGGCCCCGGAGCAAGGGGCUGCCACGGGCCGCCUGGCGGGGGGACUCCUGGGGCUCCAGCAGGGUGAAGCGCCCCCUCUUGGCGGGGCCCGUUUCCUCCUCCCUGGGGCCUUUUUGGGGGGCUUCGGGGCGCCUCUCUCCGCUUACUGCCGCCUUGGCUGCAUGGGGCCCCUCGGCCUCUCCGACUCCCCCCUGAUACACUUCGGACUCUCAGCGGCAUCCAUUCUGGGGCUGGGGGCUUUGGGUAGGGGGGUGUCGAACAGAGAGGAGGAAGAGGAAGAGGAAGAGGAGGAAGUGGAGGCAUUAAAUCUGUCUGCAGGGGGGGGACCCGGACGAAGGGACCCUCUGUCCUGGGUACUGGUUCCCCAGAGGGCCCUGCUGCUCAAACCAGCUGUUGUUUGAUAGGAUGUGCACCUUUGUGUGUGUGUGUGUGUGUGUGUGUGUGUGUGUGUGUGUGUGUGUGUGUGUGUGUGUGUGUGUGUGUGUGUGUGUGUGUGUGUGUGUGUGUGUGUGUUGAGUGAACAACGCCUGAUCAGGUUGCAUUAUUCUGACGCUUUAAAGGGUGAGUUCCCUCGCCUGGAACCAGGAACCAGCCUUCACGGUGAGGCCGCUGACCCUUCAGUAUUUGUUUUCCUUCCACUUUCUUCACUCUUUCCCUUCGUGGACCAUCGGCUGAACUAACGCAGGUCAUGGAAGGGCACACGCACUAACCAUUUUCUACUUUUUACUUUUGACAACCUCCUCAAACUGCCGCUCAUAACUAAAGUACAUGUGGUGAUGCAGGAUGCUGGGGAGCAACGAGGAAUAAAGUCUGUCCAUAAUUUAUGCAGCAUGAAGAGACUUCUCCACAGCCAAUAACACAGCAGCCUGGAUGCGUCCUGCAGGCAGAGCUUGUGCAAUGAAAGGCUUCAGAACGAGGUGUAAAUCAUUGGAAUCUCUGACAGCCACUCCCACACAAUGGAGCCCCUCAUGAAAACACAUUUCUGUGGUCAUUUUUAUGAAACUGUUUACAGGGUAUUUAUCCGCUGGAACUGUUUAGACGCUGCUCUGGUUUGAGUCAGACAGUACUGCAGUACAUUUACUCAUACUGUACUUUUUGAGGAACUUUACUGGAGCAUUUCCCUUUAAUGCUGCUCCACUCUGUUCUAGAAGCACCUUUCCAUCAGUAACGCUCCCACAGACUGAAGAUGCUCCGAGUAAAAGAGAUCGAAACAAUACUUGAGUAAAAGUAUACAUGAGCAAAAUGUAUUCAAAGUUUCAAAAGUACUCCUUAUGCAGAAGGUGUUGUAUUUACAGAAUAGUACGAUGCUCAGGAGUUAUCACAAAUACACAAGACAGCUUUAUUGGAUGAUGUCAUUCUGGUUUGAUAUUCAGUAUCUGAACACAUCCUGCGGUUCCCUCUGAGAUGUGUUCAGUAGAGGUAUAAAGUGCCAGAAAACAAAAGUACCAAGAUAAAAAAGUACUUGUACUACAUUCUCUUGAGUACAGUGGUUACACUCCACUGGCCAAUACACAUCACGAGUACUUUUACUUUAAGUACAUUUUGAUGCAAAUUCUAUUGUAUUUUUGUAUGUUUUUGUACUGAAGGACUUUUACUUGUAACAGAGUAUUGUUUACACUUUACCGGCUACUCACAUCUGAGUACUCUGCAGUGAGUCAUUUCAAAAGGAUCGGGUUCAUUAAAGAGUCCCUAUUCUGCUUCCUGUAGUGUUCCCUCUCCUGUAGUGUGUUCUAUAGGUGUUGAUGCAUGUAGAAGAAGAGGACUCUUUAAAGUAGAGACACUACAUACUGAUAUACACCUGAACAUCAGCAGGAGAGGACUCUUUAAAGUAGAGACACUACAUACUGAUAUACACCUGAACAUCAGCAGGAGAGGACUCUUUAAAGUAGAGACUCUACAUACUGAUAUACACCUGAACAUCAGCAGGAGAGGACUCUUUAAAGUAGAGACACUACAUACUGAUAUACACCUGAACAUCAGCAGGAGAGGACUCUUUAAAGUAGAGACACUACAUACUGAUAUACACCUGAACAUCAGCAGGAGAGGACUCUUUAAAGUAGAGACUCUACAUACUGAUAUACACCUGAACAUCAGCAGGAGAGGACUCUUUAAAGUAGAGACACUACAUACUGAUAUACACCUGAACAUCAGCAGGAGAGGACUCUUUAAAGUAGAGACACUACAUACUGAUAUACACCUGAACAUCAGCAGGAGAGGACUCUUUAAAGUAGAGACUCUACAUACUGAUAUACACCUGAACAUCAGCAGGAGAGGACUCUUUAAAGUAGAGACACUACAUACUGAUAUACACCUGAACAUCAGCAGGAGAGGACUCUUUAAAGUAGAGACACUACAUACUGAUAUACACCUGAACAUCAGCAGGAGAGGACUCUUUAAAGUGCCGCCCCUGACCUGCACCUGCUUCAGUACCUCUCCACAGGAUGAAUGAUGAUGCUUUAAGACGCAGUAAUCUCUGCGGUGCUCGUAAAGAGUCCCCUGACGGAGAACAGGAGCCUGGCUGUCUGAACGCGUGAUUUCUGAAAGUCACAAGAGAGAAACUGUGGUGACGUAACUGACUGUGGGUUUGAUGUGUGACCCUACAGUUUUCUGUCGCUCCUUCUUUGAUCUAUUAUUCAUUUCCUGACAACGAUCUGCUCAGGAUCCGCCUGGCACCUGGACGCAGGGCGACAAAGGUGUGUGUCAGGCAGUGAACACACUCGCUGCACAAAGAGAGAGCCAGUGUGUCUUUGUUUGACGAUGGCUGCAUGCGGCCAGUAUCCAUGUUGACUUAUGAACUUCCUGUUUGCACAGUGUUGAUGCUCAUCAGUCAGUAAAGGUGUCCAAGUGCCUUGUGUUCUGACUCAAUAUACAAGAACUAUUUACACUCUUUUAUAAAUGUGCUUUUCAUUACCUUUUAAACAUGCGAAACUGAGCAACUCGACCUUAGACUUUCAGGACAAUGACUUAAAGUCAAUAAACUCAAAAAUGAAAACAGUCA
Molecule: messenger RNA, 4262 nt
Organism: Eleginops maclovinus (Patagonian blennie)
Lineage: Eukaryota; Metazoa; Chordata; Actinopteri; Perciformes; Eleginopidae
Product: zinc finger protein GLIS2-like
Exons: 7
Coding region: 370-1665 (431 amino acids)
Biological process (GO): regulation of transcription by RNA polymerase II
Cellular component (GO): nucleus
Molecular function (GO): DNA-binding transcription factor activity, RNA polymerase II-specific; RNA polymerase II cis-regulatory region sequence-specific DNA binding
Source: RefSeq, a predicted model, not a curated record